Messenger RNA from Recurvomyces mirabilis, 1422 nucleotides. RefSeq lists its product as uncharacterized. The transcript is spliced from 5 exons. NCBI's taxonomy places the organism in Eukaryota, Fungi, Ascomycota, Dothideomycetes, Mycosphaerellales, Teratosphaeriaceae. The record is from RefSeq and is a predicted model, not a curated record. The coding region runs from base 1 to 1422 and encodes 473 amino acids.
AUGCCCGAACCAUCGAUGGGUUCCCAGGAGAGUUCUACCCUGUCUCCUUUCGAGGACAACUACCUCAGUCGCAACGUGCUCGAUGACGAAGACGGCUACGAGGAAGACGCGGUGCCCGAACUCCCCAGUCCCGUGAUCAACCCACCAACACAGGCAUCGCCUUCGGCCACCAUCGUUGCACCCAAAAGCCGACCUAGUGUGCGUCACAAGCCAGAUUUACUUCGGCGUGAGAAACCGCGUUUCAUCCUCGCCCUGGACUUUGGCACCACGUUCACAGGCAUUGCAUUCGCAUCUACCAAUGCUUCCCGAGGUCACCUCCCUGAAAUCACAGUCCUGCAGAACUGGACCAAGUCGAUGAGCAAUAAAGAUAAAGUGCAGGACUGGACCAAGUCGAUGAGCAAUAAAGAUAAAGUGCAGGACUGGACCAAGUCGAUGAGCAAUAAAGAUAAAGUGCCAAGCGUGAUAUCUUACUCGCCGCCGGAGCAUGAUGAGGUGCAGUGGGGCUCGGACAUCAGCAAAGACGCAAUCACGAUGGUCAAUCAGAAGCUGGAGUUAGAACUUCAAGAUACCGUUAUGGACGAGCUUGAUAUGACGUUAUACGUGCUGAGAGGCACGAAAUUCCUCUCAUUCGACAAUAUCUGCGAGGCUGGACCCAAGCCCGCUUUCAGCCCUAAGACCACAGGCGAAGUCAUCACAGAUUACUUGGCGAAAAUCUUUCAAUGCGCCAAAGAAGCUAUAAACAGCCAGCAGAUUGAGAGGACGAAGACACCAAUCGAUCUCGUAGUAACAACGCCUGUAUGCUGGUCGUACAAAGCCCAUAAUGCGAUGUUCAGGGCUGUGAAGGAGGCCGGCUUCAGCACAAAAUUCCUUCCGACUUUGCAGGACACUAUCUUGGUAUCCGAACCCGAAGCUGCGGCGUACUUUGCUGCACUUGCUGUGAAGGACCAAGGCGACGACUUUCUCCAGCAAGGUCAGACGUUCGUGCUAUGCGAUGCAGGAGGCGGAACUGUGGACACAGUCUCUUAUCAAGUCAAGAGCGUCACUCCAUUUCUAGAGCUUGAGCGGAUGACCGCACCCAGUGGCCGAAAAUGUGGAUCUGCCUUGAUCGACCUGGGGUUCAAAACCUGGUUGCGAGACAUCAUUGGGCCAUCGUCGUAUGCGGAGCUGGAUCCAGUCAAUGCAUAUCAGCAUCGGAUUAACCCUCACACGGCGGAGACCGGUGAGAUGAGAGAGCUGAUCAGACGCUUUAUCGUCAGAAAGAUUGCGUUCUCCAAUAACGACGAGAAGUCAAUCAAGAUUGAUCUGCCGGCACCGCUCAAUACCUUGACCAUCGCAGGCCGAAUUGAGCAGGGUGGAUUGACGUUGACAUGGUUUGCUCCGCGAAUGACCGAUAUGGAUGUUGGCUAUGCUAAUCUUGCGUAG